Labeo rohita (rohu) is the source of this 2007-nucleotide messenger RNA. RefSeq names its product solute carrier family 7 member 7 (gene slc7a7). Gene Ontology annotation, molecular function: L-amino acid transmembrane transporter activity; basic amino acid transmembrane transporter activity. Gene Ontology annotation, cellular component: membrane. The record is from RefSeq and is a predicted model, not a curated record. Gene Ontology annotation, biological process: amino acid transmembrane transport. The coding region runs from base 373 to 1881 and encodes 502 amino acids. Lineage: Eukaryota; Metazoa; Chordata; Actinopteri; Cypriniformes; Cyprinidae. The transcript has 10 exons.
CUCAAUGUGUGUGUUUGCGGUCUGUAUUUGACUGAGAGCAGAAGUUCAUCAAUCUCCUUCAAACGUCUCGUGCUCACGAACUGAAAGGAAGGGAACUGGAGCGCUAGCCGUGACAGAGACCAUAUGACUGAGAUCUCACACGGCGAAAUAACAUGAAAUACACAUCGACUUCCAUCGUGUAUACGAAAAUGAACAGCAGAUAAAGCAUCAGUACGAGUUGCAUCCUGAUGCCAGUUCAGCACCUGGAGUAAAAGAUGUCACCUGAAGAUCUCAAGAACUAGCUGGGAAUUUUUCUGACCUUCUUGAGACUCUUUGUAGAACUGCUUUAGGCAAUCUUUUUCCUUUCAUCCAACCAAUUGGCCCUUUAAAACAAUGGCGUCCUACAGCCCCCAACCCACGGAGGAGCAUUCCUCACAGGUGUCGUCGAAUGGAAACCUGAAGGCGAGUGGCUCGCAGGAGUCCAUGAAACUGAAAAAAGAAAUAUCUUUGAUCAAUGGCGUGUGCCUCAUCGUGGGAAACAUGAUUGGGUCUGGCAUCUUCGUCUCACCUAAAGGCGUACUGAUGUACAGUGGCUCCUACGGGUUGUCUUUGGUAGUGUGGACAAUUGGUGGGAUCUUCUCGGUGUUUGGGGCGCUCUGCUAUGCCGAGCUCGGGACCACCAUCACUAAGUCGGGUGCCAGUUAUGCUUACAUCCUGGAGGCCUUUGGAGGCUUUCUGGCUUUCAUCCGUCUGUGGACUUCUCUUCUGAUCAUCGAGCCCACCAGUCAGGCUGUGAUAGCCAUCACCUUCUCCAACUACAUGGUGCAGCCCAUCUUCCCCUCGUGUAUAGCGCCCUACGCGGCCAAUCGUCUGCUCGCCGCAGCCUGCAUAUGCUUGCUGACCUUUGUGAACUGUGCCUAUGUGAAGUAUGGGACACGCGUACAGGACUUCUUCACCUACGCGAAGGUCAUCGCCCUCAUCGCUGUCAUCAUUACUGGCCUAGUCAAGAUAUUCCAGGGUUACACACAGAAUUUUGAAGGGUUGUUCACAGGUUCAUCUCAGGAUCCAGGUGCUGUGGCACUGGCGUUAUAUUCUGCUCUCUUCUCCUAUUCUGGAUGGGACACGCUCAACUUUGUCACAGAGGAGAUCAAAAAUCCUGAGAGAAAUCUCCCACUGUCCAUUGCAAUUUCCAUGCCCAUUGUCACAGUCAUCUACAUUCUUACUAAUUUGGCUUACUAUACAAUCCUGCCCAUUCCUGCCAUUCUGGACAGUGACGCCGUGGCUGUGACAUUUGCAGACCAGGUAUUUGGGUAUUUUAAUUGGACAAUACCAGUCGCUGUUGCCUUCUCUUGCUUUGGAGGACUAAAUGCAUCAAUAGUUGCUGCAUCACGGCUGUUCUUCGUGGGCUCCAGAGAGGGCCAUCUGCCAGACUACCUGUGCAUGAUUCAUGUCACCCGCUUCACCCCCAUCCCUGCCCUACUCUUCAAUGGUGCCAUGGCUCUUGUAUACCUGUGUGUGGAGGAUGUCUUUAGAUUGAUCAACUACUACAGCUUCAGCUACUGGUUCUUUGUGGGUCUGUCUAUCCUGGGACAGCUAUACCUGCGAUGGAAACAACCAGACAGAGUACGACCACUAAAGCUCAGCCUGUUCUUCCCAAUUAUAUUCUGCCUCUGCACAGUUUUUCUUGUGGUGGUGCCUUUAUAUAGCGACACUAUCAACUCAUUAAUCGGCAUUGCCAUCGCUUUAUCGGGAGUGCCUGUGUAUUUCCUGUGCUGCCAUCUACCUGCCACACGCAGGCCUAUGUGGCUUAGGAAGUUUAUUGCAUCUUCAGGUGUAAUCAUUCAGAAGGUGUGCUACUGUGUUCUUACCGAGAUGGACAGAGGGGAUGAAAAGGCAGAGUAGAAGAGGAUGAUGCACUGACAAGGAAACUGGAAUAAAUCUCUGGACUCACAACUGGACAUGCAAUACACAAGCUGCUGAUGUGAUUAAACUCGUUUUACACUGGUAUCAUUUUAGAUUGAUUAGAUU